CCCAGGAGCAAGAAUGUUCUUCUGUGACUUGCGUGAGGUCGUGAAACCACGGAUGUGGACUGUAUGGACAGCACCUGUCUUGUUAUUUUUGGUUGUCACAGGUGUAAACAUCUCUCCCUGUGAUGACAACGGUGUGAGAGAAGUCCUAGCUGACCAAGUCACUGUCUUCACUUGCACGGCUGAGGGACAAGUCGAGUGGAGAUUUGGGUACAACUAUUCCAGUCGUUUCGUUUCGUUAGCGACAUGCGAAAGUACUUGCGAAGAGCUAAAUGAUUUCAACAAUCUGUUUAAAGCCAGUAUAGUAAAAGCUCGCCAUUCAAGUUCUAUGACCAUUAGAGCUGUAAAACAUCGGAACAUUGUCCAUUUGACAAACGGCAGUCUUCUGUGUUAUCGUAUGGCUGGAGCAGGGCAAGGGGCAUCAGCUCGCUGUGGACUCCACUAUGUGUAUCCACCCGAGGACGUGUCAUGCACGGCCGUUACUACGUCCUGGACCGUGACUGUGUCCUGCCACGUCGGACGUGUCUACUCUUCACGUGGACUUUACACGUGUCAGCUUUACCGGCUAAACCAGGCAUCACAAAUCAAAAGCUUGGAAACAGUCACAAUGCUGACCUCACCAACCAGCGAGUACAUAGGAGAGAAAGAAGUGAAGGUUUCAGGUUUUUGUCAGUUCAACACCACACUCCCAAGGGAAGAAGGACAGUAUGCCUUUCAUGUCUCUGUUUCACCAGGUGGACGGACGUACUAUGCAAACUUUACAGAUAAAUACAACUGGAUUACAACUGAACGCCCUUCUUUGCCCAGUGUGUCGUGUGGUCCACAACAAUACGUGUUAGAGACUACAAGCGCCACCUGUACCUGUAAAACCUCUUCUGUGGGCCAACCUGCAGGCUACUUGAUAUGGAUCAUAGGUGACCAGACAGACCUGGAGACAGCAGCCUCUGAAGGCCAACAAAAUUUCACAUCACACGAACUACAUUAUACGCAUUUCUUCACUCAAGCAGACCAUGGCAGAACCUGGUUCAGAUGUGACGUGGUCUGGGGACUGGAGAAGAUACAUGGAGAAAACUACAUUGUCAAUAUAGGAUACGCUCCCAGAGUAGCUGAGUUUUUGCUCAACGGCUACAAACAAAAUCAAACAGUAAAUGAGGGACAACAAGUAAACAUUUUGUGUAAAUCUGACGGUCGGCCCACACCACACAUCUCCAUCUAUAACAACGACAACAACACCGUCAUCAUUAGAGAUUUGUCUCCUGUCAACUACACCUUCAUCGCUCGCUGUGAGGACACGGCCACCUACACGUGCUCCGCGUGGAACGAGUUUUCACGUCAGUCAGGCGUGACCUCCUCGGUCAGUCUUGACCUCAACGUCCGGUGCAAGCCUCGAAGUCACUCGUCUACACGACUUGGGUUUGACAUGAUGAACCACCAAACGGAAAUGAACUUUGACAUAAUCGCUUACCCUGUACCACACGAGUACCACGUGUGGUUUGUCAAAUCACCAAUAAACAACAGUGAAGAUGCCCACAAUGAAGGUAAAGACACCAUGGUAAAUAUCACCUGUCAGUCUGUAUUUCGCCGUUACCUGUCCACAUGCUCUCUGAGAGUCGUCAACAUCAAUUCCUUGACAACCGGGUCCUACAAGGUACAGGUCAUUAACGAGGCUGGUGACGAGAACUUCACUGUCACAAUAGACUUCAAUGUCCCGAAAGACCUGGAAUCAUAUUACCCUGCAUUUACUAGUGUGUGUGUCGUCGUUUUUAUCUUCACGAUUGCUGCUAUCGUUGUCUUACUUAAGAAAAGGAAGCGAAGCAAAGGUAAGUAAUAGAUAACCUCUUCUAAUUAAAAGAAAGUGGUAUCGAAUGAUUUACUCGGAUAAAUGUAAAUGUCAUGCUAUUCUUUAUGUAUUACCAUAGCUUUUUAUUGUCCUCAUAGUUCGAUUUUAUAGACCAUCCCAAACCGAACUCUCUUAUCCCACUUUACAACAUUCUAAUACAGCUUUCCUGGGUGAUGUCUACUUAACAUUAUGUUCGUCAACUAUAUCCGAUAAGAUUUUAUAAGACAUUUUUGUUAUGGCCCUAUUAUUUCGCACGAUCUGCCAAGCUUUAUUGGUAGUCUGCACUAAACCGAGAAGAGAGUAAUAAUAAAAAGUGAUGGUGAUCGCUUUAAAUGUCCGGAACAUAGACUUCAGUCAAUCAGGCGUGUAAAGACUCCAUACAGUCGUGUUGGGGGUUCAAACUUCUUGCUGGUGAUAGAAGAAUGGAAGCAACAUUCACGUAUACAGAGCAACAUUUGCUAUGAUGCCCAAGGGAAGUUCUUGUCCGUCAGAACCUCUGUGACAUACUAGCUUCCCAGACCUACUCCUUACAAUAAUACUGAGGAUUCACAUCUUCAAAGCAGCGAUAGCUUCCGAAGCUUCAUAGCCGGAGUCCUGUCAGACGCCCCUGUGUGCUGUAGUGGACAAGACAAAAAAAGAAAGGAAACCCUCGUCCCUCCAUAACGAUGACUAACGUGCUCAUGCAGGUAAGAGUAAAUUUAGUUUUGUGUGUUAUCGUGCUGGCAAAGACAAAGGAUAUAAGAUAAGUAUAUCUUAAGACAUGUUGUCUGAGCGUCGUUUCCUUCUUUACUUUAAUGAAUACGAAAGUGAAUGAUUUGUAACGAGAAUUCUACAAAAAACAACGCUUUGUUGCAUUUUUUUACUUCUGAUACUUGCCAUUGCAUAGCAUUGGUGGACAUUCCAUGUGUGGAGUGCACACCCUCAGAGUAGUUUAUGUAUUUUUGAAAGAUUUAUAUAGCGUUAACUAUCUCCCUGUUAGUUUUGUGACUAUGUAGCAUCAUGUGUGGUGAUGCACAAACAAUCGAGUGUAUCAUUCUUUAGUACUUUGUUGAGCAGCUUUAAACUGAUUUCUCUGCGUGCAGGUCAAAGGAAAGAGAACAGUUUAGUAAGUUCACGCAUGAGUGCGUGUGAAAAUGGAUAAUACAUAAAUAAAUCUCUGAGUAUAUCCUAGCAUCUGGGUCGAAUAAAAAAAAUAUCCCUUUGACAGAUACAGAAAGUUAAUGUGAGGAAAAAUUCGCACACGGUAAUUUUUAUUUUUUUUUUAUUUAUUUAUUUUUUUUUAUAACAGAAUAGCCAUCAUUUGGGCGAGUGUCCGAAUACUGCGUUCAGCACCACAUGAAGAUGCUAAAAGUGGAUGUAAGCAGUCCAGUCUGACCUUUCCAUACUCUUGAUGAGGGCAGAUGGUUCAGCUCCCAUCUUUGAGUGACAGUGAUAUCGCCCACCGCCGAUGCACGUGAAGACAAUACUGCACGACUUGCCUGAUGGGGAAAAACAUUUGUGAACAUGCAUUUGUGUGUGUGUGUGUGUGUUCGUGCGUGUCAUAGCGCCAUUAACUAAUACGAGUACAGUGCACAAGAGAUUUGCUGAGUGUCAUUAAACAGUAACAAAAUUGCUCAUGAGGUACUUCUUCAGUGAAAUGAUUUAUUCAUGGAAAUCACUAGUAUAUGAGAUUUAUGUGCAGAUCAAGUUUUGAAAAAAAAAGUUUCUUAUUUAGUCAUUCAUCAUAAUUGCUCUUAUGCAUUUUAGCAAAUUUUCAGUCGGACCCACAUGACAGACAUUAUUUUGGAGCAUGUCAGUCAGUGUGGAAGUGUGAGCUGUGACAUUUUAGAAUACUUGACUGCUACAGAACAGGCACUGAAUGUUAAAGCUUUCGAUCCAGUUCAUCAUAAAACCUCUUUAAAAGGGUUUAACCCGCCUUUAAUCGGCUUUUCAUUUGUCAAGUCAGGCUCGAAAAUAGUGAACAUAUGAACAUGUACAACGAAUUUAAAACGGUGCUAAAGUCACACUUUGGAUGAAUCUUCACUUCAGUCAGGCUCUUCCUUAAGAUCACUUAAAGAUGAUGAGUUG
Molecule: messenger RNA, 3904 nt
Organism: Pomacea canaliculata
Lineage: Eukaryota; Metazoa; Mollusca; Gastropoda; Architaenioglossa; Ampullariidae
Exons: 8
Coding region: 14-1825 (603 amino acids)
Source: RefSeq, a predicted model, not a curated record